AUGGGCACUCUGAACGGACUAUUCAGAUACUUGAGGAUUUAUUGCGAGCUUGUGUCAUGGACUUUGGAGGUUCAUGAAGCAGAAAAGUUACCAGAUCCUAAGCGUCAGGAUGUUACAUUUCAGAAAGGAGAUCAUGUAUUCAUGCGUGUAUCACUAAUGAAGGGUGUCAAGCAUUUUGGAAAGAAAGGCAAGUUAAGUCCAAGGUUUAUUGGACCUUUUGAAAUACUUGAAAGGAUCGGACAGGUAGCAUACCGGUUGGCCUUGCCACCAACAUUGUCAGUUGUGCACAAUGUAUUUCAUGUCUCAAUGUUGAGAAAGUACGUAUCUGAUCCAAUGCAUAUUCUGAGUUACAAAGCCUUGGAGUUGCAACCAGACAUGUCUUAUGAUGAGCAACCAGUACAAAUUCUGGAUAGAAAGGAGAGAGUCCUUCGAACCAAAACCAUAGCAUUGGUUAAAGUACUCUGGAAGAAUAGUAAAGUAGAAGAAGCCACUUGGGAGUUGGAAUCUGACAUGAGGACUCAGUAUCCAGAGCUAUUCAGGACCUUCGUUCAACUUGAAGAUUUUCCAUUCAAGUCGACCGGCAUGCUUGAAUCUGGAAUGAGGUAA
This is a messenger RNA of Cannabis sativa, 606 nucleotides long. RefSeq lists its product as uncharacterized. NCBI's taxonomy places the organism in Eukaryota, Viridiplantae, Streptophyta, Magnoliopsida, Rosales, Cannabaceae. The transcript is spliced from 3 exons. The record is from RefSeq and is a predicted model, not a curated record. The coding region runs from base 1 to 606 and encodes 201 amino acids.